CCUCGUCCCUCUUUCUCUCUUUUACAUCUCUCUCAAAACAAAGACCCUGAACACCUGAAUUGCAUUUUGGUGCAAAAAUAUUACAACUCUCUCAUUUCACAAAUUCAAGUUAAAAAACGUUCAAAUUCAAAUUCACAUUCACAUUCACAUUCAAAUUCAUCAUUCGUUGAAACCGAGAGUACCAGAUCUUGAAGCACCCUCUUCUUUCCCAGUUCCAGAGUGGGAAAAGGGGAGAAGAGAUCGCAAUUCUUCGAUUCACAAUCUUCCAAAAAUGUCUCGAAUCUUCGAAUACUUCGUCGUGUGUGGGAUCGGACCGGAGAUUCGAUCCAUUGACGGAACCAAAGGUUACCAAGGCACCGGUUGCAUGUAUUUUCCUUCUCUUCUCGAUCAGUAUCCACCUUCAACUCACUCUCUCUACCCUCCUCCACCUCCUCAACUUCCAACAUGUGUUCUACCGGCUGGUGUUGAGUUCCAUUCGUCAGGAUUUGAUCCAAAUGAUCCUUCCACAUUUCCGCGGAGCUAUCCGAUUGUUUUGACCGAGGGUGAUGGUUCAAAAAUCUAUGUUAGCUGCAUUUCUUUCCGGGAUCCUGUUUGUGAAGAUAUUGCAGAGGCCUACAGGAUACAGGCAAAUUCCUAUGCUGACAAAUGCAUCUGUCUAGUUUCACGCUCGCCAAGUUUCAGUGUGCUAAGGAGUGCCCUAGAGGAACUGUUUGCGCUGUGUUUCUCCCCAAAUGGAAGUAGCAAGCCAUUAUGGGAUAUUAUAGCACAUAUGGUGUCCAAUGUACCUUUGCCAACUCCUGGUAAGGAGCGAGUUCUGUUUGCUAUUGAGAAUUGUCUGCUUUCUGUAGAGGCCCCACCAAACUAUGGACUUCCCCAUGUUGAUAUAUCAUUCCAGCCUCUGGUGCAGUGUUUGGAUGUUGACAACCUAAUAAGACUUUUCACGGCAGUGCUGCUUGAGAGGAGGAUUUUAAUUCGGGCUAACAAGUAUUCACUUCUAACUCUCGCAUCAGAGGCCAUUUGUCACCUAAUAUACCCAUUCCGAUGGCAGCAUGUAUACAUUCCGUUGCUGUUUUACAGUGGAGUAGAUUAUAUUGAUGCUCCUACACCAUAUAUGAUGGGGCUCUAUUCAGGUGUUGAUAUCUCUGCUCUGGCAAUGGACGGUGUAGUUGUUGUGGACCUUGAGUAUAAUCGUAUCACUACAUCAGAGGAAAUUCCACCUAUUCCUGAGCCAGAACUCAGCUUUUUGCGUGGUGAGAUCAUGAACUUAUUACAGCCCAGUGUAAUUGGAAUUGAUCAAAUGAAGGCUGGAAUGUAUAGUAAUAGUGUAUCUGAGCAUUUCCCUAAAUCUGGGGCUAAGCAAUGGGGAGACAAUCAUGACCUGCAGCUAAGGAUGAUAUUCCUAAAGUUCUUUGCAACAUUUUUAAGUGGUUAUCGCAAUUUCCUAGAAAAUAGUGCUACUCAUGUCUUCAACACCCAAGCCUUUUUGAAGAAGCGGUCUCGAUCUACCAACCAACCGUCAGAGCCCAUGAUAGCUCAGUUCCUUGACUCGCAUGGUUUCAUGGAUUAUUUGGAGAGAGGGGUAGGUUUUGAUGAAAACAACAAUAAUGUUCUUGAUAAGCUACAAGAUGCAAUUGGAAGGGGUCAAAACCUUAUGUCAGUUUUUCCUACAUCCUUGGUAGAACCUGAGAUUUUAACAGUAUCAGAUUCUGCUGUUGGAAUAUCAGGAUCUGGUGCCAAAUACACUUAUGAUAGAUUUCCGUCCAACAUCAGAACAGAAGAGCAAGAAGAAAAGAGGAAGCAGAUUCUUGCAACCAUUAGUAAUGCCUUUGAGUACUCAGGAAGACAUGCUCCAAGCAGUAAGGAUCCUUUAGCAGAUAAUCUUAGUCCACUCGAGAGAGCUGCUGAAAGAGAGCUUAUGGUGCUGGACAUUAAGGUUAAGCUGCAGGGUUUAUGGCUGCGGCUUCUUAAACUGGGAGCGACAGAUGAUCCUCUUUCAUCCUUUGAAUAUGGAACAAUACUUGCUUUGAUUGAAUCUGAUGCAGAGGGAAUUGGUGGUAGUGGAUUUGUUGAAUGUAUAAGGGAGCAUAUUCAUUCUGGUUGGCACUGUCAGCUCACCGAAGAACAGUUUAUUGCAGUGAAAGAGCUGCUGAAAACAGCUAUCAAUCGUGCAACAUCGCGUAAUGACCUCUUGACCAUUAGAGAUGCUCUUGAAGUUUCUUCUGAUAUGUAUAAGAAAGACAGUAAUAAUGUGCCGGACUAUGUCCAACGUCAUCUUAUUUCUCUAUCUAUUUGGGAGGAGCUACGUUUUUGGGAAGGAUAUUUUGACUAUUUAAUGGAGCAAUCUUCAAACAAGUCAGCCAACUAUGCAUCUCUGGUGACUGCACAGCUUGUUGUGUUGGCUUCACACAUGGCUGGGCUUGGACUUCCCGAUAAUGAUGCUUGGUACAUGAUCGAAACAAUUGCAGAGAGGAACAGUAUCGGAUCCAAACAAUUUAUAAAAAUUAGAGGAUUCUUGUCUCAUAUCCAACAACUACGUAAUGGAUACUGGGGGUUCACGUCAAUGAAGGCACAAUCGGCGCUAUCACUUGCAUUGCCAUCUCCACAUUCAAAAAAUGCCAAAGAUGAGGACCAGCAACCAACUGAGGCAACUGGUGUUGGUAGAAACUGGGUUCAAAGUAUGUUCAGCAGAAAUACAACAUCUAGGUCCAGCUCAUUUAGUCGCGUUCGUAGAUGGACAUCUGACGGAGGCAAUUCAGCCACAAAUGAGAAUGGGACACCUCGCAAACAAGAUCUAUCAACUGGGGGGCAGAAGAAGCUUCAAACCAAUGUUCGCAUACUUAGGGGUCAUAAUGGUGCCAUCACUGCUCUCCACUGUGUUACAAAGAGAGAAGUGUGGGAUUUGGUGGGUGACCGUGAAGAUGCUGGUUUCUUUAUUAGUGGAAGCACAGACUGCUCAGUUAAGAUAUGGGACCCAAGUCUUCGUGGUUCUGAACUCAGGGCAACUUUAAAAGGGCAUACAAGGACUGUCCGUGCCAUAAGUUCAGAUAGGGGGAAGGUGGUGUCAGGAUCUGAUGAUCAUUCUGUUUUGGUGUGGGAUAAGCAGACAACUCAACUUUUAGAAGAGCUUAAAGGCCAUGAAGGACCGGUCAGCUGUGUACGCACGCUCUCAGGCGAACGUGUGCUAACUGCAUCCCAUGAUGGCACUGUGAAGAUGUGGGAUGUAAGAACUGAUAGAUGUGUUGCAACUGUUGGUCGUUGCUCUAGUGCUGUUUUAUGCAUGGAAUAUGAUGACAAUGUGGGAAUCUUGGCCGCGGCUGGAAGAGACGUGGUUGCCAACAUGUGGGACAUUCGUGCUAGUAAGCAGAUGCAUAAACUUUCAGGACAUACACAAUGGAUAAGGUCACUAAGAAUGGUUGGUGACACUGUUAUUACUGGUAGUGAUGAUUGGACGGCAAGAAUAUGGUCUGUUUCACGAGGAACAUGUGAUGCUGUCCUAGCAUGCCAUGCAGGGCCAAUUUUAUGUGUUGAAUAUUCGUCGUUAGAUAGAGGAAUAAUAACAGGGUCAACGGAUGGCCUGCUGCGAUUUUGGGAAAAUGAUGAUGGAGGUAUAAGGUGUGCGAAAAAUGUAACAGUUCACAACGCUGCCAUAUUAUCAAUUAAUGCUGGGGAGCACUGGUUAGGUAUUGGAGCUGCUGAUAAUUCUCUUUCUCUCUUUCAUCGCCCUCAAGAGAGACUUGGUAGUUUUUCUGGCCCCGGGUCCAAGAUGGCUGGGUGGCAGCUUUAUAGAACACCACAAAAAACAGUUGCCAUGGUAAGAUGUAUCGCAUCAGACCUGGAGAGGAAAAGGAUAUGCAGCGGUGGUCGUAAUGGGCUUCUAAGACUAUGGGAUGCAACCAUCAACAUUUGAAUGAUAUAUGCAUGUUCACGUUUGUAAUAAUGUUAGUGAAAAGCAAGGCACAUAAGGAAGGGUGUGGUUCUCUUCCCUAUUUUUGUUUAUUUCCUGGUGAAGUAUAUAAUGUGCAAGAUAUCUCAUGAGUCUACUAAGCUUGAAACCCAAGUUUGGCUGUGAUAAUCUCUCCCACAAACACUCAUAUUAUUCUGUGGUUAGAGGUUCCUGUAUCCUGAAUGUACAUACUACGACAAAGAACAAUUUUUGUUAGUGUGGAUAAUUAGAUUGUGCACAGGGUUAAUCCCAAUUGAUUUUGCAAUGUAUGUUAUGGUUACUUUUACUUUUGCAUACAGGGAAUUGAUUUUCAAUAUCAAUUUCAGUACGAAUUAGUGAGUGGUAUUAUGUUAUUGUAGAUAAGAUGAUUUCUGUUUGAAAAAUGAAUGUGCAAGUUUUGUACGUUGUUGAUGUUAA
Cicer arietinum (chickpea) is the source of this 4360-nucleotide messenger RNA. Its product is annotated as DENN domain and WD repeat-containing protein SCD1. NCBI's taxonomy places the organism in Eukaryota, Viridiplantae, Streptophyta, Magnoliopsida, Fabales, Fabaceae. Gene Ontology annotation, molecular function: protein binding. Gene Ontology annotation, biological process: regulation of Rab protein signal transduction. Gene Ontology annotation, cellular component: cytoplasmic vesicle. The record is from RefSeq and is a predicted model, not a curated record.